AUGAGAGCACAUACAUUGCUGAAGAUAAGUAUGAACUUCUUGCUUCUAUACCUGGGAGCUUGUUUAUCAGUACUAGCGAGCGCGAAGGAACCUGCAGCGCAACAGAAUUCAUAUGUAUGCCGUCUAGGGAAAUGUGUGCAGGUCAAAACUGCAGAGCUAAGACAACAAGGAGUGCGAAAGAGUUUCGCUAACAGAGGAGAAUGCGAAAAAAAUUGCCGCCCCCACAAUUAG
Cylicocyclus nassatus is the source of this 231-nucleotide messenger RNA. The record is from the annotation of a GenBank genome assembly. Lineage: Eukaryota; Metazoa; Nematoda; Chromadorea; Rhabditida; Strongylidae.